Messenger RNA from Leguminivora glycinivorella, 744 nucleotides. RefSeq lists its product as uncharacterized. The coding region runs from base 131 to 607 and encodes 158 amino acids. The transcript has 3 exons. The record is from RefSeq and is a predicted model, not a curated record. Lineage: Eukaryota; Metazoa; Arthropoda; Insecta; Lepidoptera; Tortricidae.
UCUAUCCUUUUGUUAAAAUAAGCCUGAAUCUUAUUGUGAAAUCGUACCGAUGAUCCAUUAAUGUAGCGUCACAAGACGUACUAAAUUUAGUAAUGUUUUAAGUUUCACGUUAAAUUCAAAAUUUCCAAAAAUGGGUUGUAUGUGUUGUUCAUUCAGUUCGUUUGUGUCUGUUUGUCUAAAUGCAUUUGAAAGAGCUACAGUAUGCACGGUGUGUGCAGUAUUGACAUUUUUUCUACUGUUCACAAUAUUAGCUGUGCUGGCCAUUGGAGUCGGUAUUGGAUUCCACUAUUGUUUUGUGACACAGACUGUAGACGCGAUGUCCAAAGCCGCAAAACUAACUGCUGACGCUGAAGAGGGUCCUCCUCGUGGCCAGAAAGCUGCGGCAGAAGCAGCCGCAGCUCGAUCAAUGCCCGCGCAAUUAAGGCGCCAGAACAUUGUGCGAGCGGUGGAACAGGGCGCGUUGCGAACCGGCAAUCUGAAGCACCAUAUCGCACGUCGGGAAGCUGGCUCCCCGCCACUUAGCAACAACCAAACUACCAAUGCAUCUGCUUUAUCUUAUAAACAAAAUCUAGCAUUGCAGAAUGUAUCAAAAUGUAUCAAUUGUUAGUAUACUUAACAGAGAGAGAUUUUUUUCGUUGCAUGGUCUUUUAGCGGCAUGGUAUUUGGAAUCGCUGAAUCGUGACAUUGAUUUAUACAAACGCUUUUUCGUACUUUUGUCAGUAAAUAAAGAAAUAAAUUCAACUA